Pocillopora verrucosa is the source of this 16468-nucleotide messenger RNA. RefSeq lists its product as uncharacterized. Gene Ontology annotation, biological process: cell-matrix adhesion. Gene Ontology annotation, molecular function: protein binding; calcium ion binding. The record is from RefSeq and is a predicted model, not a curated record. Lineage: Eukaryota; Metazoa; Cnidaria; Anthozoa; Scleractinia; Pocilloporidae.
UGGCUGUGAAACAGAAGUAGAUAUUUUGUGUAUUGACCAUGCAAGCGGGCGUUAUGAUAUUCACAUGUCUUCAGCAGCUGAUUACAUAUCUCAUACUAUUUUGGCCUCAAAUGACAGUGAUAAAUUCAGUGGAGGCCAGUUUAUCAGAGGGCGACUUGCGACUUGUUGACGGAGGAAGCGAUAACCAGGGACGAAUAGAAAUAUACUUCAACGAGACCUGGUGGAGGCUUUGCAAACACCAUUUUAAUCACCAAGCUUUCACAUCUGUGUGCCGAACGCUCGGUCUCCCAGAUCCGGAGAGUAGGUUCUAUUACUCUGACUUUGGUACGGGUAACUACUCGUACCUACCUAGAGACUUUCAAUGUGAUAGCGAAGACACACCACUUUUGGACUGCCGCCAUGAAGAGUAUUAUGAUAGUCACUGUAAUGAGGACGCAACAGUAGGGGUUUCAUGCGGGGAGCUUGUUUAUGCAGAAUGCGAUGGUGGUUCGAACAGAACAGAUCUUUCUGGUUCAUUACAUUUCAUGAAGGGUUCAAAGCCGCAGGAGAAGGGAUGUAAAUGGAUAAUUGGGGAUGAAGGUGACCCGAAAGGAGAUCAUGUCAUUAUUAACACAUAUGUACAAAGAGGAGCUGAAUGUGGAACGCACGUUAACAUCAAGAUGUUUCCAGACCAUCACAUUCAUCAUUCUGAAGUCUGCCGGGAGAGAACUACCCAAAUAAUUGAAUUUGACGCUUCGAAAGUGAUUGUGGAAAUAGAUCAAUAUGUCGACGAUGUCUCUUUUGACGGAGCUUAUGUCUUUCUUCAAGGCAGUUAUAAAUCCGCUCAACAGGUCAGUGGCUGGGAUGUAAGCGUGAUCAAUAUCACAGAAGACAGUUUUCAAAUCGAGUGGACAGCAUUGACCUCUGAGAUCGAUCAGUCAGUAGAAGUCUAUGUUGUAAUCGUUGCUUCCACAACGCGACAUGACUUUGUAAAUGGAAGGAUUGUGACGUCAUCCACUUCAUCCUUGUGGCUGCACGGUUUGAUUCCUUACCAUGAAUAUCGCAUAUCAGUUGUAGCUGUGGAUGUUUUAGGUCAGCCUCACAAAAGCAGCGAGAUGACAGAAUUCACCGACGAGUCAGUGCCAAUGUCUGGCCCUCAUAUUCAUGACAGUUAUCCCGAUGAAAUGGGCUGUGUGAAGGUCGACUGGGAUCCCAUUUACGAGCACGAUCGUGGGGGUCAAAUUCUUGGGUAUACCCUCUCGUACAUCGCUACCUGCUUUGAGCAUGAUCCUGAGCAUGAUGGACAUGAGGGGAACGUUACAGUAGAUGCUUCCACUUUCAAUGUCUCGCUUUGUGAUCUACGUCCUGGGUUGAAGUAUCGCCUUGAACUCGAGGGAUUUACCUCAAAGGGGAAUGGGCCGCCCACUCAUAGAGACACCUAUGCAAGCUGUGGUGGAAUGCGCACCCUUACAAAGUUGAACGGCUCAAUAGAAAGUCCUAAUAAGCCUUGUUCAUAUGGAGGAGAGCAGGAUUGUCAUUGGUCUAUUCAGCCCAAUUCAAGUAGUCCAAUUGAAACAAUUUGGAUGUGGUUUGAAGGUGUUAAUCUUGCUUAUGAUGGUCACGGAGACCGACAUUGUGGACAGGAAGAUGCAGUGGCGUUUUCAACUAAGGACAUUAGCCUUGACGUCUUAGUCUGCCGUCAUGGAGGAAUGGAUAAUAAGUUUGCUAUGGCAAGCUUAAGCAGUCACCUUGAUGUUGCCUUCCACGCGAGACUUAUGAGAGAGAGUCAAGGGUUUACAGCGUUUUACGAAGCAGUCGACAGCAAAUUCACAGCAACCCAACUUCGUUCUUGGAAUGUCACAGUCCAGCAACAUGGGUCAUCUGCGAGAUUAGACUGGUCCGGCUUUCCAUUAAGUGACCCGAUUCAAGACCUGUACAUGGCGUUCAAACAAGCAGAUGAGGAAAUCAUUGUUUUGAUUCCCACGGCAAUACACAACUCGGGAGACGACAUAGAUUUUUUGCUUAUGCCUGGGCGUCAAUACAUCAUUCAGAUGAUUGCCUUUAUGGGCAGCAUCGGAGACGAUAUUUACUCAAGUAAUAACGUCUCAAUUACCACUGAGGAAGGAGCUCCCUCCCGAGGGCCCGAGAACGUACACGUGGAACUGUUACAACACAACAGAAUCCUGGUCAUGUGGGAUGCAAUAUCUAGUGAGGCUGCAAACGGCCAGUUACGCGGUUAUACAGUGUACAUAAAAGACUAUCACAAUCAUGACCCAGAGUCAGCAACCAAGUAUAACGUUAGUUCCUCGGAAACGCAGAUUGUCAUUGGUCAUUUGGAUGGAGGGAGGAAGUACACCGUCGCUGUUACGGCGUUUACAGUUGAGGAAGGGCCUCAUUCAGAGUGGCAGGAAUUCAUUGUUGGUUGUGGAGGUAUUUUGGAUGGGUAUUUUGCAUCAUUUAAACUCAAGCAGUGGGACUGGGAAUCACUAGAAUGUUCCUGGAAGUUGAACAACCCUGGUCUUGACAAUCCUGUUCUAAUUAUCUCCGCUUUUCACGUCGAGUUCGAGUCCUGCGGAUCCUGGUCUAAGAUUUAUUCUAGUAAUGGCACCGAGUUACACAAUCAUGAUGGUUGUGAUCAUAAUGAUCACAGGGUGUUUGGCGAAAUAGUGGAGGUAUCUUUCGAAGGAUCAGAUUUUCUAACUCUCAAGCUUCGUACAGACCGUCAAGGAAGCUUCGUAAGAUCGGAAUUCGUUAUUUUAGAGGAGGGGAAAUCUCUCAAAUCAGCUCAUCAAUCUCCUGAAUGGGAUAUAACUUCAAACAUCUCAAGCGACGGGGCAGUUCUUGUCGAUCUCUCAGGCCACCCUGAUAACUUAGUUGACACUUUCUUCAUUAUAUCAAUAAACGAGACUCAGAGAGACGAUGGUGACGACGACAAAGACCACCACCACCACCAUUACUACCAUCAUCAUGAUGACGACUUCAAGCCGAGGGAUUAUCUACACAUGGUGAACUCAUCCGUGACAAUUGCAAAAGUGAUGGGCCUUCCAGCGUUGACCAAUUUCACUGUUUCUGUUUAUCUCGUUGAAGAAAUCACCCAUGAGCUUUACCAAAGUAAAGAGAUCGAAAUCCAAACAGAGGAGGGUGUUCCCAGUGAGGGUGCCCGCAUCGACGAUUACUGGAUCAUCGGAGAUGGCUGUAUAAAAAUUAGCUGGCAUCCAAUUUCUGAGGAGCGUAGCAAUGGCGUCAUUCAAGGCUACAACAUUUAUUACGAACUUGCUUGCCACCAUUACCCAGAACACGAUAUCUUCCAUACCGGAAGUUUAAAUAUCACCUCGCCAGAUACCCUGAGUGCCACAAUAUGCGACCUUUACCCAGGAUUGCAAUAUCGUGUACGUGUUGCUGGGUUUACGUCAAAAGGAGCCGGAGAAUAUUCUGAUAGAGAUGAUAUUUACGCUGGUUGCGGAGACCCAGCGACGCUGACAAACAGUAGCGGCAUGAUAGCGAGUCCUAAUCAGCCAUGCUCGUAUGGAGGAGUACAACAUUGCUAUUGGUCAAUCGCACCAGACACCGGUGAGCCGAUCAAAGUGAUCUGGAUGUUUUUUAAAGAAUUCCGUUUGGAGGAGCACGAGCAUCACUCCAAUUGCAGAUCGAAUGACUGGGUUGGGAUUUCGACGAAAGGAAAUAUCAGUGAUGUAUCAGUUUGUAGACACUUGCAAGAAUUCAUCGUUGUUAUCAUGGACAGUCAUGCAGACAUCAGUUUUCAUACAAGGGACAAGUACAGGCGUGGUGAUGGAUUUUAUGCUCGGUAUAUAGCAUCCCACGAAGACCUGAAUGUAACGCAGCUAUCGUGGACUGUAACGGUGACCACAAGUGAAAUCUCAGCUGAUGUGAAGUGGGAUGAUUUUCCUCUUGGUGUGUCAAUCAUACAAUACUAUGUGCGAUUCACGGAUAAAAAAGACAACGUAUCAGUGCUUCUACCAGUGAACGGCCACGACAAGCACUAUAGUGUGGAACGGCUGCUGGUUUCAAGCCACACGUACACCUUUGAUCUUCUUGCGUUCACGGGGGAAGAAAUAGGAAGCUUAAUCUAUGCAAGUGAAAAUGUUACCGUUCAAACGAUUGAAGGAGUCCCUAACGAGUCACCCGAAAAUUUACACGUGGAGGAACUGCAACAGAACAGCAUCCUGGUUCAAUGGAAUCAACUCCCACCACACCAAGCAAAUGGUCAGUUACGUGGGUAUACAGUGUACCUUCGGGACCACUACAAUCAUGAUGAGAGAGAAUAUAAAAGGUUUAACGUUACUUUCCCUGACACCCAUAUUGUUCUUCAUGGCUUGGAUGGAGCCCGAAAGGUAGAUGUGGCAGUGGCUGCGUUCACUAUCGGCUACGGGCCACGAUCAGAUUGGGAAACAAUAAGAGUGGGUUGCAAGGGAAAUUUUACUAGUUAUAUUGGAGUGUUUAACGUUACACAGUGGAGCUGGGAACAACUCCACUGCGAAUGGCGGAUCAAUAACCCCGGCCUCACAAACCCUGUUCUGUAUCUCAGUGCCAUCGACGUGCGGAUACAAUCUUGCGAGGGUUGGACAAAGAUUUACAGCAGUGAUGGUUCUGAGAUCUUUAAUCACAAUGGGUGCUCGCAUGUUCUUGGAGACGUAGAACAAAUACCAUUCGGUGGAUCCAAAUUUCUGACCCUCAAGUUUCACACGGAAUACCAAGGGAGCUACGCGAGAUCGCAAUUCGCCCUUUUAGAGCAAGACAAAUAUCUUUAUUCAGCUCUUCCUUCACCUCAUUGGGAUAUACCCUACAACACUACAGCCAGAGGAGUCCUUAUGGAUCUUAAUGAUUCCCCUGACAGCAUAGACACUAAUUUCUUUAUCAUAACUCUGAAUAUGACAAAGGAAGAAAAUGAAGAGGACCAUCAUGAUUAUAAAAAUGAACAUGAAAAAGGUUACUUUAUGUUCAUGGUCAAUGCUACGGAGGAGUCUGCUGACUUACGUGGGUUGCCAGUUCUGAGCAAUUUCUCCGCCACCGUGUACCUCGUAGACAAGACUAAUGAGAUUUAUAAAAGUCCUCUGUUUCCUGUCCAAACUAAUGAGGGAGUUCCCAGGCAAGGACCUCACAUUGAGUAUUACGAGGUAAUGGCUGACGGGUGCGUGCUGAUCAAGUGGAAUGAAAUAUCCGAAGAGAAUAGAAAUGGCAAAAUUAUUGGCUUCAGAAUUUUUUAUGAAACCAGUUGUUUCUCUGAGGACGACCCAAGAAGACAUUAUGGAAGCCUGGACGUCAACGAUCCAAAUCAACGCUAUGCAAAAGUCUGCAAUCUUCAUCCGGGUUUGCAAUAUCGUAUACAUGUUGCUGGGUUCACUUCGAAAGGAGUCGGGAAAUUUAAUGACAGAGAAGUAUUUACAAGUUGCGGGAAAUCACGCAUUCUGACUAAAAUCAACGGGACAAUUGACAGCCCUAAUAAACCUUGUCAAUACGGCGGGAAACAAAAUUGCCUUUGGUCUAUUACACCAAAUGUCAGUGAGCCAGUCAAGAACAUAUGGAUGACGUUUUACGAUUUCCGUCUGGAGGAAUAUGAACAUGACAAAGGAUGCUGGUUGAAUGAUUGGGUUGGUAUUUCAACGGGAGACAGCGGCACACCUUCCUUAGUAUGCAGAUACUUUGAUCACUUCCAUGUUAUCGUGUCCAGUGACCAGGCAGAUGUUAAUUUCGUCGCUCAAGGACGAGAGGAUUAUAGACAUGGUCAUGGUUUUAACGCAUUGUACUACGGACUCUCUGACGAGAUCGAAGAGACCUAUCUGGACUCAUGGAGCUUCUCGUCGAGUCUAGAUUCAUCGUCAGCUGAUCUAUCUUGGGGCGACUUUCCCCCAGAUGAGCACGUUCAUCGCCUCUAUGUAAGAUUCAUUCAAGAUAAUGUUUCCAUAAUGGUACCUGUUAGUGAACACGAAAAAUCCUACCGCCUGGAGAACAUGCUCUUGCCCAACCGCGACUAUGUCCUUAAUGUCGUCGCUUUCACGGAAGAUAAAAUGUAUUUUAGUCAAAGUGACUCAGUGACAACACCAGAGGGAGCUCCAUCGAGAGCACCGGAAAAUGUGCACGUUAAACUCUUGGAUCAUAACGGUGUCGAAGUAACAUGGGAUCCUCUUGAAGCAAAGUAUGCAAAUGGCAAGCUUCUUGGAUACAAGGUCCAUAUCAGGGUAUGGAAAAACCAUUAUGAAUGGGGCCAUGACGACGGGGACAUGGGAGAUGUUAUCAGGGUCAAUUCCACGGAUACCCACCUCGCUCUCGAAGGCUUGGACGGAGGAAGAAAAUAUCAGAUCGCGGUUGCAGCAUUCACGGUUGAUGAUGGACCGAUAUCAGACUGGGAAACAGUACUUAUUGGUUGUGGCGGAACUUUCCAUGGUUACUUUGGAGCAUUUAAUCUUACGCAAUGGAGCUGGGAUGGAAGACUAGACUGUUCGUGGAAGAUUAACAACCCUGGCCUUAUCAACCCCGUGAUGAUCAUAUCUGCACAAUAUGUGGAACUUAAAUCUUGCGAAUCUUCGUCCAAGAUUUUUGGAAGUGAUGGGAACGAGCUAUGGAGUUAUGAUGGUUGUCAUUAUGAAACGGUAAAAGGUGAUAUAGUGGAGGUUCCUUUUGACGGGUCUGAAUUUUUGACCCUCAAGCUUCAUACAGAACACGAAGGAAGCCAAGUGAUAUCAGAAUUCGUUCUUUUGGAACAAGGAAAAGCUCUGUAUUCAGCUGCCUCUUUCCAGCCUCCAUGGAACGUAACAGCAAGCAACACUGAAGACGGGAGUGUCAUAUUUGACAUGUCUCGUUUCCCCAAAGACAAAGAAGCCUCCUUCUUUAUAGUAUCUCUAAAUAGCACGGAAGAGAAUCCCGGUUGCGGGGAGCAUCACGGGGAUGACGAAAAGCGACCUCCAGUUUAUCUGCACAUGGUAAAUUCGUCGAAUUCCGUGGAGGAGGUGUUUGGUAUUCCGGUAUCGAGCAGCUUUGCGGUUGUUGUUUACCUCGUUGACAAAAAUGACGAAAUUUACAAAAGUGAACAAUUUCUUCUGGAGACGGUGGAAGGUGUUCCUAGUGAAGGGCCUGGUCAUGUGGAGUACAAAGUCCUAUCAGCAAGCAGUGCCUUCAUCGAAUGGUCUGAUAUAUCUUCAGAACAUCACAAUGGAAAACUUCUUGGCUACAGUAUUACCUAUUUUCCAGAAUGUUUUAAAGAGGACUCUCAUUCUCAACAUAUUGAACAGUUUACAGUGGAUUUAUCUUUUAGAAGCCAUACUAUCACUGGUCUUCAGCCAGGAACCAAGUAUCGAGUAUACAUUGCUGGAUUUACAGCACGGGGAGUUGGAGAGCACAGGGAUAUGGAGUUUUUUACCCCUUGUGGAGAACCAAGAGAAUUGACAGAAGUUAAUGGAACAAUUUACAGUCCCAACUACCCCUGUCGCUUCCGAGGGCCUCAAUACUGUCGAUGGACCAUCAAGCCAAGCGGCCCCACCAAAGUUAUAUGGAUAACAAUCGAAAACUUCCGUUUGGAUCGUCACGAAUACUGCAGCAAGAACGCAUGGCUCAGUGUUACAGCAGGGCGCUACAAUAAUGAUACUUUACUUUGCGGUCAUAUGGAUCACUUUGACCUUGUAAUAUCAAAUGACGAAGCUGAUAUUGGGUUUUAUGCCCGAGAGCAUAACGAGGGCGAUGCUUUUGUUGCGUGGUACAAAGCUCUAGAAUAUGAUAUUGCAGAAACUCACGAGCCUUCUUGGUCGCUCAGAGUCGAUAACACUGAACCGACAACAGCUCAAUUAUCGUUUGAUGAUUUCAUACAUCACGAUAAACACGUGGAAAGUUUUUUCGUGAAAGUCACUGAAGCACACAAACGCGUGUCGAUGUUGGUCCCCUUUCCAUCCUAUGAAAGAAAUCCCCGCGUAGAGAACCUCAACCCCAACCGUAGAUACUUUAUACAGAUUAUGGCAUUUGCGGAAGCUGGGAUAUACACUAGUGAAAACGUCAGCAUGACGACCGACGAAGGAGCUCCAAGCAUGUCGCCAUUGAACGUACGCGCGGAUAGCCUCACCGAACACAGUAUCAGAGUAAGAUUCGAUCCCAUUCCUCCAAGUCACCAUAACGGUCCUCUCCAGGGAUAUAACUUGUAUUAUAGAAACAAAGAUCACCAUCAUGACCACGAAGGAACGAAGAUCACUAUCGGCGCAUCAGAGAGACAAGUGAUUAUAGAUGGAUUAGAGACUAUGAAAAACUACGAGAUUGCAAUGACUGCAUUCAAUGACAAGGAAGGACCUCGAUCGGAAGAGAUAGAAGUUGUUCCUGGUUGUGGUGGAGUCAUCAAUCAAACAGCUGCAGUUAUAAACCUCUAUAAGACAGACUGGGAUACGAAUCGUUGCAAAUGGAGAAUAUACGACAAUGGCGUGAGCAAUGCAGUCCUACUCCUGUCGGUGCAAUAUCUACGUUUUCAUUCCUGCGGUUAUGAAUACGCCAAGGUCUACUCGGAAGAUGGCGUCAUUCUGAAUCAUAGAGAGUGCUCAACAGUUCUUGGAGAAGUACAUGAAAUACCUUUUGGUGAUUUGGACGUUAUACACGCGGAAGUAUUGAUACAAAAUAUGGAAAGCAAGGUUUUCACUGAACUUGUCAUUUUGAAAGGAGGUCUUCAUUCAGCUAAACCAACACAGGUGACUUGGAAUAUCAACGGAAAUGAAGAGAACAGUUCUAUUUCAUUGGACUGGAGUGGCUCCCCUGGCAACCUCGACAUUAACUUCUUUGUCAUAUCCCUAAACCAAACGGAGCUUUCCCCAUACGUUAAGGACGACGACCACCACUAUGACAACGAAAAGAAACUGGUUCGUUUUCUUAAAAUCGUCAACUCAUCUGAGACUUCCAUUAACAUAACGGACCUUCCUAUAGCUGCGAAGUUUAUAGCAACAGUUUACAUCGUAGAUAAAAAAAACGAGAUUUACAAGAGUGAGAAACUUAUGAUCUCGACGGAAGAGGGAGUGCCACUUAGGUUUCCUUAUCCUCACGACUGGUCCACCAACUUGGACAGCCACAGCGUUUCGUUCCAACUCAAUUCAAUCGAGAGGAGAUACCGUGGUGGUGAAGUCCUGGGCUAUCGUAUCAUGUACGGUCCUUGCUGUGAUCCAAAGAACUUAGAAACUAUGGACGUAGACGCAGAUACUAGGAGAGUCACGUUAGAAAAUCUAACCGACAGUCUCACGUAUGCCGUUUAUAUUGGUGGAUAUACAAGCAAAGGAAUGGGUGUUAUGGGAUCAUUUGGGGCAACUUUUUGUGGUGAUGAUAUGACGGCAGAUGCCGGCCAGAUUAUGAGUCCUAACUAUCCUGGUACUCCGUAUAUUGGUCAUGAUCAGUGGGACGAAAACCCGAAAUGUUACUGGAACAUUGCACCCAAGUCUAGCGUGUCGGGAAUAUUCCUCACCGUCAGACAUUUUUUCCUUGGUCGCAGAGAUCAAGGAAACCGAUGCAAUGGUCAGCUGAGGAUGUACUUUCCUGGCAUAUCAGAAAACGAUGAAAACCAAGCAACUGACCUUUGUGGACAUAUACCAGAAAACCUGACUAUACUGGUAAUUGAUAAAGUUCUCAAUCUUAGAGCAGCGGGGUUUGGAUAUCACCGCUACGGGGAAGAGUAUCGCAACGGUACCAAAUUUUUGAUCGACUAUGAGGUUGUAAAAGGCGAGAUUACCACUGUGACAGGGGAAGUGAUUGAAUCAUGGUCUGGACUUCAAAUGGACGUUGGCGAGACCUUUGUCAUAGUAUCCUGGCCUGAGCCACCAGGCAGCUUUAUCAGCCUUUCUUCUGUAGAUUAUUACCAAGUCUUAGUGGGAGGGUGGUCUGAUAGGAUAUACGUACCGCAGAUCGUUACAGCGGAGGAAAAGACACUGAAAUACGAGUGGCUGUUUCCUUCGACAAAUUACACCCUGAAAGUUAUAACUGUGCUAAAAGAUGGGAGACGUGGAUGCACGGACUGGAUCAAGUUUAGGACUACGGAAGGAGUACCUGCAAGCAAUCCGUCCAUCGAUAAAGUUGAAGUCAUUGACUACAGCACAAUAUGGGUCAAGUGGUAUAGGGUGGACGAACGCUAUUCCCACGGCAUCAUACGUGGAUAUCGAGUGCACAUCACUCAGGCCAACAACCAUGACUGCUCGCAAGGCUUCUAUGAUAGCGUUACCGUUGGCCCGGAGGAAACGGAAACGACGCUUACAGGUUUACCCGCAGGAACUGAAUUCCGCGUGUGGGUGACGGCGUUUACAUCGAUUGGGGAAGGUCACCAGAGACAUGAGCAAUGGGUGAAGACAAAAUGCGGGGCUCCACUAUAUGAAAGGAAUGGUCUCAUCCGUAGCCGCGAAUUUCCAUCGAGGAUCACAUAUGGUGAUUGCUUAUGGGACAUUCACCCAAAAAACAAAAGCGUUCUUAUACAUUUUGGGCAUCUCAACCUUCCAGAAAGUGAUGGAUGCAGAGAUUUCUAUGCAGCUGUAGGGGAUAAUAGUGGCGUUGAACCUGAGCUGAUUUGCGGUGCUAGGGAGCCAUUUGACGUUCUUGUGCAGGCAAAGAAAGUGCUCCUUCUCUCCCACGCCGAACGCGAAAUUCAUGGGGACAGAAUAGGAUUUCAACUGCACUACAUGACUCUAAAUCAUUCUGUCUCAGAAGCUGAACUUAAAGCAGGCUGGGUAAUAACAACUUCCAAUGUCGCCUCGUCGACUGCAGAUAUCGCAUGGUCACACUAUUCACCAGGUGCAGGAGAGACACUUGUAUUAUAUGCAAUCGUCUGCACACCAACUUUGCAGGAGGCUGGACCAUCCAUAACAACCGUGGUGAAGGAUAUUGAUGACUCAACUGCAGAGCGCUUACGGCCUUAUACCGAUUAUACUGCCCAGGUCAUUGCAUUGGUCAAAAGUGAACUUGGCGAGAUGAGUUUUAAAGGAAGUGAGAAAGUAUCCUUCACAACUAAGGAAGGCGUUCCGAGUAAGCCUCCGGGAGACGUCAAAGCAAGUUCUGACGACGGCACGAUAAUCGUCACAUGGAAGCAUAUUCCGAGUGAUCACAUCCACGGAGUAUUAGUUGGCUACCGCGUCUACUAUCGUUUGUAUGACGGCCAUGUGGAUGACCACGAGCUCGACCUCAACCAGUUUUUCUUCAUCGACGUUAAUCAUACUGCCUUUGAAGCAAGCAUUGGGAAUUUGACCAAUUUCGAGACUUAUGAACUGAUGGUUGCUGGCUUCACUGCUGUGGGAGUGGGACCUUUUAGCGAACGUACCCAUAGCAGACCGGGUUGCCAAACCAGUAUACGCAGUGACAUGCGCGUCAUAUCAUCUCCCGGAUAUCCGAACACCUAUCCCAACGACGCGGAAUGUUACUGGAUUUUUGAGAAGGAAAUGCCUGUCUUUGAUGUGGUCGUUGUGAUCGAAGAUUUUCACACAGAGCAACCGGAUGGAGGAGCAAAUUGCACGAAUUGGAUAACAGAUUUUAUUGGAUUAUUUAAUCUUGAGCCAUUACACGUAGCUGCCGGUCCAUUUUGCGGACUUCAUGACCCUUUUGCCUUGACUGCAAAGAGUUACCAACAUCGCCGGGCUCUGCUCUAUUUCCGCUCAAACAAUGGAUUUGCUUUCAAAGGCUUCACCUCUACCUACUUUGCCAUCACGGAUUCGUCCAAAAUCACUGCUUCUAUUGGCGCCACCGAAAGUGUUGAGGUUAAGAUGACUUGGGAAUCCUCCCAAGAUGUAGACAAAAUUGAAGAGUAUUAUGUGCUUUAUAAACCAGUCAAGGAAAAAGAGAUCUGGAGAUUUCAAAAGACUGUAACUCCGUCAGCUACACUAGUAUUGCUACAACCAUCGACAGAUUACGAAGUAAGAGUAGUUGGGUACACCGAUCGCGGAGAAGUUUACGCGAGUAGGGUAACUCAUUUUACUACAAAAGAUUUGGAUGAUAAUGGUGAGCCAACUAAACCUCCAGAACCGGCCCCAAUCCACCGGAUGUAUCCAUACGGAGUUGACGCUGGAGACUCAAUCAUUACAUUUACGUCAAGAACUAGGUGCUUUAGAAUUGGCAGAGAGAAAUUUGACACCGGAGGUUUUCCGCUGUAUGACAGAAGGCACAGAAAACUUCACAUAUGUCCAAAUGGAGCCAUCCAGUUCGAAAGAGACGGAUUCAAUGAGCAGUCAUACAACUUUGGUCAAAGACCUUGGCUUAGAUAUGUGUCAAUGGUUGCUCCUUAUUGGGCACCGACCAACCUUGAGUCGUUCAUUAGUGGUCCUUCGAAGGUUUUCUAUCAUUUGUAUUACGCGGGACAGGCGGAUUCCAUAGCAAUCUUAGAGAACGCUACUUCUGAUGUCCUCAGUAAAUUCGGCGGGAAACUGCCACAAGGAAAAACAUUCAAUGCAUCUUGGAUGCUCGUAGUUACGUGGAAAGAUAUUCGUCACAAGGUCUUACAUAAUAUCAAUAAGAAUUUGCACAAUACAUUUCAAGCUCUCCUGAUUACUGAUGGCAUAUUCUCUUUUGCCAUGUUUAACUACCCCCAUGACGGAAUACAGUAUUCUGUACCAAUAACACGUGAAUAUUACGAAUAUUUCGCCGACUAUAAACCAUUGCCUGUUAUUGGCUGGAAUGCUGGUGAUAGAGACAACAAUUACUUUAAUCACCCAAGGUCAGGAACUAUUCAAGCUGAAGCUAUCGAUAAUCUUGCUGGAAAUGCUGGGAUACCUGGAAGAUGGAUCUUCCGACUUGAAAAUUCGAAUGGAGAAGAAGACAGCGACUUGAAGUGCUUACGUUGGUAUGCCAAAGAAAGGAGAUAUGUGUUCGGUUAUAGCAGAGAGCCAGAUCCGUGUCCCUGUACCGGAGUGCAAGGAUACUUCGAUGAUCGAUAUGAAUGGGUCGAGGCGGAUUUCCCCUUCAGCUACUGUUUUUACACAAAAUUCCCCAGACAAGGACGUGGCCGCAAAUGCUGCUACUAUACAACCCUAGAUAAAUUGGCAGCUCUCAUCAUUGGAUUCCCUGGUGGAGGCUCCCUUCACCGAUACCAUAGCCUCACUACGUCACUGAAAGAACAACACGAAGCAAGUGAUCUCUACGGAUUCCGCCACUGCUGUCUAGAGGCUAAGAAUCCAUUUUUGUGUAACAAGUAUUAUGAAUUACGGCCAUCUAAGGGAUGUGAUGGAUAUGAGCCACCUGUCUGGAGCUGGUUAUGGGGCGAUCCUCACAUUGUUACUUUAGACGGUCAAAACUACACAUUUAAUGGGCUUGGGGAGUACACUAUGGUGGAGUUACAAGAUGGAUCAUUCCAGUUGCAAGCUCGAACGAAACUUGCUAAAGGAGGAGGAUCAGCAACCAUUUUUGUUGCAGCAGUGGCAAAAGAAAAAGAUACAAGCGCUGUCCAAGUUAAUUUGAAAGAUGAAGGAGGUUUAGAGGUGUUCGUGGAUGGUGUUGUUUUCCAGAACUACAGUACCUUGACAAACAUCAGUAUAACUCUCGACGGGUCUGUGUCAGUUUCCCGACCAGAGAACAACUCCUUCCUCGUUGCCUUUCCGUCUGGAAUAUCUGUAACAAUCACUGAAGUGCAAGGAUCACUUUCCAUAGUUUUUGCUGCCCCAACCAAUUUCAAAGGUCAAACCAAAGGCCUUCUGGGCACAUGGAACGACAACGUGGUGGACGACUUUCUAAGACCGGAUAACACGACGUUACCAUCUAAUUCUACAGGCAGACAGAUACAUUUUGACUUUGGGUUGAAAUGGCAAGUAUCGUCAAACACGAGCCUUUUCACCUAUAAACCUGGGGAAAAUACGAGCUCUUUCGUCAAUGAAUCAUUUGUUCCAAUUUUUCUGGAUGAGCCCAUACCAUUUGCAAGUGACGAACUGAAACAGCAAGCCGAGGCUGUAUGUGGCGGGGAUGCCAACUGUUUGUUUGAUAUAGCGUCUACCGGAGACGUUGCCGUAGGAGCUAGCACCAAGCAAGUUGCAGUGCAGUUGGAAAGUGAAUCUCAAGACUUACAAAAUUUCCCGCCAAAAAUUUUGGUAGGGCCAACUGAGCUUAACAUUACAGUCAACACUACAGCAAAUGUGACGAUUGUUGCACAGGAUCCCAACAAUGACACAAUGACUUUCUCUGUUAGUGGGACUCUUCCAAAGGGGCAUACAACAUCAACCACCGAUUCCUCAAUGUCACUUGUAUGGGAAGUGACCACUGAUAAGAUUGACAUACAAUUCAUAGUGGCCGAUGCAACGACAAGUACAGUUUUACAACCAGCUAUCAACGUCUGCGCAUGCCAAAACCAAGGGGUUUGCACACCCGUGGAGGAAGACGAUGCCGAAAAUAGUGCUGACAGCAGUGAGAACAAAUUUAGUAUUUUGUCAUGCACUUGUCAGAAUGGAUAUACCGGGACUUUCUGUGAUGCAGACCUCGAUGCUUGCGAAGAAAAUUUCCAGCCUUGUUACCCGGGUGUGACUUGUAACGAUCUACCAGCGCCUGCAAAUGAAACUGGAUUCAAGUGUGAUCCCUGCCCAAACGGGUAUUCUGGUGAUGGAAUAGAAUGUUCAGACGUGGACGAAUGUGCCAAGAAGACUGAUGGCUGCAGUGACACCUGUAUCAACACUCCUGGAUCAUUUGUGUGCGAGUGCAAAGCGGGAUACUCUCUCGGAAUAGACGAGAAGACAUGCGCAGAUAAUGAUGAGUGUUCUCCAGUCGGUGAUUGCAUGCACAUUUGUGAAAACACCCCGGGAAGUUAUAACUGCAAAUGCAAUGCAGACUUCAAGGUGGACCCGGAUGAUUCAAAGAAAUGCAUACCUUUGAAUCCUUGUGAAGGAGACCACGGCUGCCAACAUGUCUGCUUCCAGUCCAACGGCCAAGACAAGUGUUCAUGCAAUGCAGGGUACGAGUUGAAUGGAGAUGAAAAAACCUGCUCAGAUGUGGAUGAGUGCUCUUCAAGCGACAACAAUCGGUGUAGUCAGUCUUGUAAAAACACAGUAGGGAGCUAUGAAUGCUCCUGUGUGGCUGGGUUUAAACUUGACAGCGAUGGUUACGCUUGCAAUGAUAUCGACGAAUGUAUGGAGUUUACGUUUAAUUGCGAUCCCUCGCAGAAGUGUGAAAACACGCCUGGUUCCUACAAGUGCGUCUGUGAUGAAGGACUUUAUUGGAUAGAUAACAUGUGCAAAGGGCUAGAAAAGGGCGAGGCUCCUCCCCCACCCCCUCCCGCCUCAACCCCAAGGGCACCAUCAGAUGAGGAGAAGAGUGAAUCGGUCAACGUAGAGGUGGCCUUCAAUAUCUCGAUGUGGAACGCUGAAGUUGAAGAGAAGUUCAAAACUACCCUAGCAGAAGCAGCUACCAAACAUUGCGCGACAAAGGACGAUUGUACAGAUAAGAAAACGAGCUCAAGGCGCCGGAGGGCAGCGAGCUACGUCACAUUUACGGAAAACCAAGUUCAUCUUCUGCCCGGUUACCCAAAGCAAAUAUCUGUAGUACCUCUCCUAGCUAGCCUUGCAUUUUAUGUACAAUUUCCUCCUGGAUCGUCAGUCCCCGUCAUAAAGAAAGACGUCCUGGCCAACAUCGUUCAAGGGUCACUGGUUGAACUCUCGAGCUCCAUAAAUGCCAAUAUAUCGAGUGUACAAAUCCUUUUUGCCGAUACAACGACGGUAACGACUCCUGUGACCGCAACGAUCCCGACAGAAAAAGACAGAUCCAAAAUGCAUGCCAUCAUUGGUGGAUGUGUUGCUGCUGCUUUGCUCCUCAUUCUUGUCAUCAUUGCCACCAUUUGGUACUGUAAGAAAAGAAAGAAGAACGGAAUUGCAAAACAACGAGUCGACAGUGAGCAGUCAAUUUCCCGAAAAAUCUCAGGGAUGGAGAUGGCGGCUGUUAAUGAUGCGUAUAUGAUGAGUCCAGGUUCUCUUCCACCAGGGUCAGUGGAACCACAAUAUGAAGAACUGGAACGACCCGAAAAUGAAUAUCCUAUGUACAAUAAUACAAAGUAAUUUGAUGAACAUUCGAAUGAAGAACAUAUACUUAAUGAACGAAAAUGUUUGCCCAAUGCUCUAGUAAGUAUGUUUUGAAUGAUGUACCUAACAUUAUGCAGAAAGAGAGCCUCUCUUUCUUCUGCACUUUGCUAAACUUGUCAUCACUGAGAGAAGAUAAACUCUGGCCUUCCGCAAUCAUUUUUUUAUUCUGCUUGAAUUUUGCUUCACUUUUCAGGUUUUCUUCAAUUUUCCUUUACAUCGCUAUUGGGAAAAAGUGUGCGUGUUAAUUUGAGUUCUUUUCUUUGCAUUUUAUCCGAAUAUCUACAGUAGUUUUAUCAUUUUAGACCCAACAGUUUCGAAGUGGGUUUCCUCAGAGGAAAUCAGUAUAACCUUUUUUAUGCAUCUUAUCCAUAAUAAUUUUCUGGCAAAGGAGCCAACUAACAGAGUAACCAGACUCCUAAAGCAGCAGGUCUGUGUUGGAAAGUUUUUCUCUGAGUAAACGAAAAUUUUUGUAUUUUUUGCUUCACGUUUUA